UGUACGCUCACUCUUUCGUCUCAAGCUCGAAUGCUCAAUGCUCUCCGCGUUCAUGGCGGCGACUUCCCCUUCUCUCCUCCUCCUCGCCUCCUCCCUCACCUCCUCCUCAUCCUCCCCCUCCCGCUUCUCCAUUAGAGCCCACCUUUCCUCCCCUAGACCCUCGCCUCUCCGACCUCUCCUUCUCCAUUCCCCACUCUCGUCUUCUCCUCCCCGGAGACCUUUUUUUCCGAUCAAGUUCCAUCCAGACCUUCUCUCCGCCGCCCGUGACUCUCUCUUCGUGUUUGUCGCCUCCCUCGCGCUGUCCGUCUCCGUCUUCGUCUCUGACGCUGGAUCGGCAGCGGCCUUCGUUGUGACGUCGCCGCGGAAGCUGCAGUCCGAUGAGCUCGCCACCGUCAGGCUCUUCCAGGAGAACACCCCGUCCGUUGUCUACAUCACCAACCUCGCCGUCCGGCAGGAUGCUUUCACGCUGGAUGUUCUGGAGGUCCCGCAGGGGUCGGGGUCCGGGUUCGUGUGGGAUAAGGAUGGGCAUAUUGUUACCAAUUACCAUGUAAUUCGUGGCGCUUCUGAUCUCAGGGUCACCCUUGCUGAUCAAGCAACUUAUGAAGCCAAGGUUGUUGGAUUUGAUCAGGACAAGGAUGUUGCUGUUUUGCGUAUUGAUGCUCCAAAAGACAAGUUGAGGCCCAUCCCAGUGGGUGUCUCUGCAGAUCUGCUAGUUGGACAGAAAGUAUAUGCCAUAGGAAAUCCUUUUGGUCUUGAUCACACACUUACAACUGGUGUCAUUAGUGGCCUCCGGAGGGAAAUCAGUUCUGCCGCCACUGGGCGUCCUAUACAGGACGUUAUACAGACUGAUGCUGCCAUUAAUCCUGGGAAUAGUGGAGGGCCAUUGCUUGAUAGUUCUGGAAAUUUGAUUGGCAUAAAUACUGCAAUUUACUCACCAUCUGGAGCAUCAUCUGGUGUUGGAUUUUCAAUCCCGGUUGAUACAGUUAAUGGCAUUGUUGAUCAGCUUGUAAGAUUUGGCAAAGUUACUAGACCCAUUUUAGGCAUCAAAUUUGCACCAGAUCAGUCUGUUGAGCAGCUAGGAGUUAGUGGAGUGCUUGUAUUAGAUGCUCCGGCAGAUGGUCCAGCUGGGAAAGCGGGUUUGCAACCAACAAAACGAGAUGCCUAUGGUCGACUUAUAUUAGGAGAUAUAAUAACAUCUGUAAAUGGCAAAAAAAUCACUAAUGGGAGUGACUUGUACAGAAUACUGGACCAAUGUAAAGUUGGUGAGAAGGUAAUUGUUGAGGUAUUGCGGGGUGAUCAUAAGGAGAAAUUCCCGGUAGUCCUUGAGCCAAAGCCGGAUGAGUCAUAGGCAUCAUAAAUUUAUGAAACUCGACAACUUAGUUUAUUGCGAUAUUUUACCCCUCUCAUUGUUCAAUGUAUAACAGAAAUGCAUUGCUUGUAAUUCACCAUGUUAAUGUAUCUCUGCUAUCAGUUAUCCAGAGUGCUGGACAAGUGGCUGUGUGUAUAUUAUGGUUGUACACUGUAUAAUUUGCAUUGCUAAAUGCUACAUACACAUCAAUAUCAUUAAUGGAUCUCUUGCCCAUCUGAGCUUGAAGCUUGUUUUUUU
This is a messenger RNA of Dioscorea cayenensis subsp. rotundata (Guinea yam), 1606 nucleotides long. RefSeq names its product protease Do-like 1, chloroplastic. The transcript has 8 exons. Bases 38 to 1348 code for a protein of 436 amino acids. The record is from RefSeq and is a predicted model, not a curated record. Lineage: Eukaryota; Viridiplantae; Streptophyta; Magnoliopsida; Dioscoreales; Dioscoreaceae. Gene Ontology annotation, molecular function: serine-type endopeptidase activity; protein binding. Gene Ontology annotation, biological process: proteolysis.